AUGGGCGAACCGGUCGUAAAAUUACCUGCCAUCAUGUCUACAAACAAAACCCAUGCACGAAGAAGAGUAGGAGACGGAGAAGCGGGCAGCUCCAAGGGGACGGGAGGUGGGUCGGCUGAGCCCCAAGGAGAGACCCGAUGCGAGGUAGCCAGCACGCUGGUUAAGAAGACGCGUGGCACGAGGCCAGGGCCGCUGUCCUCUAAACUGGUCAGAGACCUUCCGCUUCCGGAGUCGGAUGACUCCGAUACGGAACGGAUGGUCGAUGUGGAGGAUGUCGACUCCGCAGACGGUGACGAGACGUCGUCAACCUCUUCCGUGGACCAGGUGACUGGAAAGCGGAAGAAGAGAGGGAUGCCCCCGACGACCUAUGCGGGGAUAAAAAAGAAAAAAAGGGAGAAAUGCAGGAGGGAACUCCUGCGGAUGAGAGCGGAGAAGAAGGCGCUAGAGGCGGUGUUAAACCCGAAGGUGACACCGAGAUGCACAACGCCUGAGGAGGACAUCAUCCGUCAUUUGGAGGGCCUUAAUCGGGAACAAAUGGCGGCAGAAAUGCUGGAAAGCAUUAAUCAGGUAGCGAAGGUUGCCCAGACGUCUAAGAACUUAAAGGGCACCUACAUAAAGGCGUUAAAGACGUGUACCAAGAAACUGCGAGCGGCAGCCACAGUGGUGGGCACAAAGGUAGGUCCCGACAGCACGACGCUGGAGGAGACUAAGAGGUGGAAGGAGAGGGUGAGGAGCCUUGAGGACCAGGUGGAGAGGCUGACGACCCUCCUCCACGAAGAGAGAGCCGCAAGGUUAGCGGCGGAAGGAAAGGUGCAGAGGGAAAAGGCCUCAGGGGAAGGGAUGCCUGAAGCUGCGCAGGAUGUGAUCGAAGUGCAGCACGUGGCAGACCACACACCCCGGGCCAGCACCCGAGCGCAAACCAAGGGGAAGCCUGAGAGAAUGGCGAAGCAAAUGAGGCCCAAGGCCCAGGGCCCGAAGCAAGAAGCAGCGAAGAGGGAAAAACCGGAGGCAACAGGCAGGACUGAAGACACUGUCUACCGGCCAAUGAUCAGGGGAGAGAGAAAGGUGCUCAGAGACCCGCCCGCGGAAGAUGCUAUGGAGGGCAUCAGGAGGGUGAUGGAGGGAGUCUCCAUAAAGGACGUGGUCAGUGGAGAGCCGGAGAAAGUGAAGCGCAACCUGGAGGACUUAAUAACCAGGUGCCAGGGAGCACUGAUCCGAAUCCCGAAAGAGAAAGGGGACAAGGAGAAGAAACUCCCGGUCAUCACCAAGAUGGAGAAGGUGAGGACAAAGGUGAGUUUGAGGGCGAGAGAGACGGCGGCGCGAAUCGUCCAGAAGACCAAGGAGGUAAAGGCGCCGAAGGAGCAGAAGACCCGGGAGGAAGAAAAGAAGACCCCGGCUCUAGCCAAGCCGACCACCUCCUGGACUGAGGUGGUCAGAAGGGGCAAGAAGAAGACGGAGGGCACCAAGCAGGAGACGGCGGUGAGAAACGGAAAGCCAGAACCUGCGGCGGCCGCCAAUAAGACUGCGGAAAAGACGGCGAAGGGGAAAAAACCGCCAAAGAGGAGGUCACCCAAAUCAGCGGCGGUUGCAAUUACCUUUCCGGAAGGACAGGCCGGGGAGGGAAUGAGGUUCCUGAGGUCUAGGAUUAAGCUGGAGGACCUAGGAAUCGAAAAGGUUAAGAGCAGGAGAGCCCUAAACGGGGCAACCCUGCUCGAAAUCCAGGGAGGAGGGGACGCGAAGGCCAAAGCCGAUAAACUUGCCACCCAGAUCAGAGAGGUGGGAUAG
Molecule: messenger RNA, 1785 nt
Organism: Vollenhovia emeryi
Lineage: Eukaryota; Metazoa; Arthropoda; Insecta; Hymenoptera; Formicidae
Product: actin cytoskeleton-regulatory complex protein pan-1-like
Exons: 1
Coding region: 1-1785 (594 amino acids)
Source: RefSeq, a predicted model, not a curated record